GAGAGAGAGAGAGAGUCACACAAAGGCAAGCGAUUAUAGGCGGCAACUGUGGACUCUUUGCCCGGCUCCCGCACUACUCUCGGUGGCGCGUUGAACUGGGUGUACAAGAUUGCGCUGCUUUCAUUGAGGCAGCCAGAGGAGGAGGCUAACCGUAAAAUUAACUGGCGGAAUGAGCCAAGACGGCAACGCGGUGGCCGGCGAGGCGCUUUCCGUGGUGCACCUUAACCGGUGGCACGAACGUGUGCUGCAACUCCGCGAGCAUCUGCGGGUCGCUCUGCUCGCCGACGGCCCUCAGCUGGAGAUGGUCGUCUUCCACUCCCUCUUCGAUUUGUAUGAGAACUUUUAUUUCGACCUGCUGUGCGCACGCGCCGCUACUGCCGCUCUGCGGCGGCGGACAGCGCGUCGAGCGGUACCAAUGCUCUUCCAAUUUCCGCAGAAACGCACUUUGUGACGUCCUCGUACACCCAAGACGUGCUCGCUGCAUGUGUGUACCUGAUGGAGCUAAGCGUGCUGCCGGAUGUGUACGACAUUCCACGACGGCCACCGCCACCCGCGUUGGCUCACAACGAUGAGAACGCGUCGAAGGUGUACGUGAGCAAAGCGCAGCGACACUUUUGUUUUCUCAUUUUCAUGUACGUGUGCUGGUCUCCUGCAUCUCUUCCGUUGAAGGAUGUCCUGCAUGCGCUCUAUCCUCUCCUCGAUCCGGGUGGUCCAAGCACCGCUACACUGACCGGUGACUCCGCUGCUGUUGCCCCAAACGGCGCAGGUACGUUUGCUGAAAACAACAUCGCUGCCGAUCUCUUUGCGCAGCCGCGCUUCGCCAACCGGAAGCGGUGGAUCAGUGGGAUGCUGAGCGGGUUGGUGCUAUCUCGUGCGAACGGUCUGCGGGCGCUUCUGCGUGUUCUUUUGCUGGAUGACCGCGUAGAGGCGGAUAUAACGAUGGAGGCGGCGCAGCUGGUGGUGCGACUGCUGACGACGCCUCCGCCAGUUGUGUGGGUGCUCGCAGAUUCUCCGUCGCCUCUCCUCUUGUCGCCCACCAACGGCGAAGUACUUCGUCAAGGUUCAGUAGAAAAAGGUCUACGUGUCGUGCGCGAUGCGUCGACUUCUAUCGAGAGCGAAAUCAAACAACUUGCACCUCAACUGCUGUCUUUGCUGAAGGAGCAGGCGGAUGAGGUGGAGGAGGGAGAGAGGUGCAACCGCGCGAGCGCAGCAGCAAAAGCACGCGAAGGCAACCAGCCUCGCUUUCUCGCACGUCUGGAAGCGGUGCAUCAGCGCCUGCCCGCGGAAACGCUUGAGCAGCGCCUGCACAUGUUUGUCACCUUACUCCUCAACGCACUGGUGCGACUGCCCCCACGGCAGAGCGCUGCCUUUGCGCGCAGCUACCGACAGUUCUUUUACGCGAAUAAGUAUAUCCUCUCCCCCGGCUUCGGCUGCCUGUCUUUGCGCAGUGAGGGUCCGUACAGGGAGGACGACGUCGUGGCGGCGCUGCGGCGACUCACGUCACUCGUGAGGGGUGUGGCACUCGGCGCAGGCACGGGUGUUCUCGCACACGUGCUGCCGGCUACUGCGGCCGGGGUGCUCAACAUAUGCGCUCUGCAGCAGGCAACAACGGCCAGCGACGCUGCAGAACUCAUUAGUAGACGCCAACAACUCGAUCACACAAUGCAGAGGUUUUUGAUACCACUGCUGUCCAAUUCGUCUCUACACGAGUUGACGGCUCACGCUCUUGUGCAGGCUUGCACAACUGAGCACUCUCACGUCUUCUCUGACGGCAACGCGGUGGAGGUGGAGCUCACCUACGUGUCCAUGACAUGCACGGCGAGAACACUCACAAACGGCUUGGAGUGGCUGCUGUCCGCCAUGCCGGUUCCUGCGCCAGAUUUUGUUCACGCGUGUGUGGAGGCGAUGGUGGAUGCGUGUCAGCUGCAUUUAUACGCGUCGGGGGUAGAAUCUCUUGCUACUCCCAACGUCGUCUCAUCGUCCACCGACAACACCAUGCAUGUGGACAGCACUGCGCAGGCGUCGGUGUCGUCAACACCGCCUCUGGUGUUGCUGCUGGAGCGACUGUGCCUGGAGGCGCCGUCGGAGGCGAUCUUCGGCGCACGCGAGCGGCUCUCCCUCAUUUCCACCUUAGCGCUCCUGGGCCGACUACUGGGUCUGUCGGUUGUCCUGUACCGCUGGGCUGUCGGCAUGUUGAACGCUCUACUGAGGUCGGACAGCGUGCGGGUCGCCCUUCACGGAGGCGCGACUUCAUCAGCCAGCGUAGCGGGAGUCGCCGCAGCUGAGUCAACAUCCACCUGUGAUGCUGGCCAGCCACUGGAGGAGCAUCUUCGCUUUCUAUCACGCUUGGUGCGAACAUGUCAGGGCAUCCUCUCGACGCUUCAGGCGCUGCUUGACCACUCGCAUUCGCAGAACAGUACCAGCGACGGUGUGAUGGAGAUGGCGCCGCUCAUCAUCACCAUCGAGGAUGACCCAGAAUUGUCGACGCUCACCUCUGAGACGUGCGCGGCACUGAGGAGCUGUGUGACUGAUACGAUGCGACAGCUGAACGGGUGCAACACGACGUGUGAGGUGUCUUCCACGGAUAUGGAGAGUGGGUGUCACGCCGAGCGCGUCCUCCAGCACCGCGACAGUGAAAUCGCGGUGAGUACGACGGCGCAGUGGCAGCGGCUGUUGACACAACUUCAGUCAGCACUGGACGGGCGCUCCUCUGUCGACGUCGCGAUGACUCUCGCGAGUCUGUCUCGCAGCGUCGAUGAGGUGGUGCACGACGUGGCGAGCCCCGAACCCUUCCAAUCCGUCGUGCAGCCCCUCCUGCUGACGUUGAUUCGUGUGCUGUACGAGUGCGACGAGGUCGGGUGUGCGGUGCGGGCGGUGCACUGUGUGACGUGGCUCUGCAUGUACCGCUUUGACUCCCCUGACUCUUCGUUCAUUGCAGAUCUUGUUUGGGCGGUGCUGGGCGAAGAUCAGCUCCCUGCGUGGUUGGCUGCGCACGUCGGGCACCCUGCUGGAAGGGCGCCGGCGUUGGUGGCGCGGUUUUGUCGGUUGCGGGUGCGUCUCCUCGACGUGUUGCUGGCGUGGACGGACUACGACGAGGAUGGGCGGACGCUGCGCAACGUUGACGACGUCCUGCGCCGCACCCGCCACAUCGCCCUCUACGAUGCACUGGCGCGUCUGUGUCAUAACUCGUCGGAUGUGUUUGUGCAGGUGGCCGCGCUGCACCUCGUGGGGGCCUACGCCCUCGCCGCACACCCGCGUGUGCCGCUGGCCGCGCUGUGCGAUCUCUGCCGCGAUGUCUUUCACUUGUCGCCGCAUGAAAUGGCCAAGGCAGCAGGCGCCGCGGCAUUGGGCAAAGUGGUCGCGUCGCUGUGUCAGUCCUCCGAAGCCACCGCGUUUCUGCUCACGGAAGUUGACGUAGACGCGUGUCAGAGCCUGGCGGCUGCAAUGGCGUCCUAUCGUGGCCGACCGCCGGAUGCAGCUGUGAGGGGCACGGGCACCUCACGUGCAACGUUGACGGAGGCGGCUGCAGUGGACUUGCACGACGCAGUGAUUCAGCAACACGGACGGGAUAUGCUGCAGCUCCUUCGACGUGCCUCGCAUGCGUACGGAGCGGCGACCUUACCAACAACGCCAUCGGUGCUGAAGGUAAAGAUGCCGAAAGGUACUUUCGACUGA
Molecule: messenger RNA, 3675 nt
Organism: Leptomonas pyrrhocoris
Lineage: Eukaryota; Euglenozoa; Kinetoplastea; Trypanosomatida; Trypanosomatidae
Exons: 1
Coding region: 496-3675 (1059 amino acids)
Source: RefSeq, a predicted model, not a curated record